Molecule: messenger RNA, 2200 nt
Organism: Jatropha curcas
Lineage: Eukaryota; Viridiplantae; Streptophyta; Magnoliopsida; Malpighiales; Euphorbiaceae
Product: putative E3 ubiquitin-protein ligase ZFP1
Cellular component (GO): nucleus
Molecular function (GO): ubiquitin protein ligase activity
Source: RefSeq, a predicted model, not a curated record
AAAGAAAAAGAAAACAGACAGAGUUCGCGUCUUCUCUUGUAUUUUGCUUAUAAAAUAUUAGAAAUAAGAAAUCAAAACGAGUCCCUUCUCCUCUCUCUAUCUCUCCAUCUCUUUCUCUCUCUCAGAAAUUUCUGUGGGAGAUCUCUCAAAAUCGUGAAAUAGGAAAUAUAUUGAAAAACUUAUCAAUUGCUAAUACUCCAGCUCUCGAUUUUGUUAAUGUUCACAAGGGAUAAUUUGAGCUAUGGGACAAAGGAACAUGCUAUGCGCUAGUCAGAUGAUUGAUCUAGAAAUGGAUCGGCAAGGCCAGGGUUAUCUACAUCCUGAGCCAUGCAUUCUUUUGGGAGGCAUUACAAACUUCCAACAAUCUGAUAUGACGACAAUGGUUACAGGUGCAGGGAAUACAACUACUCUUGAUGCUCAUCAUCUACCAGAGCAUUAUGAUAGUGCUGUAUUUUAUGGAAUGCCACAAUACCAUGGCAUGCAACAUUAUCCUCCGCAUCAUGCCCCUAAUAUAGAUCUGCAAGUUGCUACUGCAUCGAACUUCUAUGUUCCGUAUUUGGCUCCAUCUUCUGGCAUUCCUUUAAGUCAUGGGUCAUGUGAUCAUUUAUCAUCUUCCUCCAGUUAUGGUGUCAUUGGAGUUUCUCCGGAUGAGUAUGGAGCAAAUAGCCACUUCAUGGAUAACGCCAGAGGUUCAUACAAGAGAAAAACUGCUGAAGGUAGCUCAGGGAAUUUCCAGUAUUUCAAUCCCUCAGCAAGCUCCAGUUCUUCAGUAACCCCUUUAAAUACAAGACAUCCUGAUGGGGUUGCUAUGAUGGAUGCUGCAUCUUUCACGCCACAGUAUAGAGGGAAUAGUGCUCCAUCAAUCAGGGAAGUGGGAUCUCAUAGAAGUGUGAGGAACAGAUUAGGUGCCACUGGGAUUGAUCCUGGUUUGGGGCAUAACCAAAAUCAUUUUAUUCAAGGAAACUACAUGGCUCAGCCAUUUCCGCCAGCUGGUUCUCUAUGGUUGGAUCAACAGUUAAGCAAUAAUUCUAGUGAUGCAGGAGCUUCUUCUUGGACCCAGAAUCCCACUAUUACUUACAUGCAUGCAAGCAAUGUUACUGGGGGUUCUAUUGAUACUGGGAGCAUGGGUCUACAGCGAUACCAUGAGCUAUCUACCAACAGAAGUAACACAAGUUUCUUGCACCCAUCACCUGCCAACCUCCGCCACCAUAAUUUUCAUCAUUUGUCACCUCCUAUUCAAGGAAUGAGAGGCCACAAUUUUAAUGUUAUUCCUCAGUUACCAGCCGCUUCAUUUAGAUGUCCUACAAGCUAUGCCUCACAGAGCAAUGUGAAUCCAUCUCAAGAUGGUUUGGAUAUAGGAGUUAGGCAUCCAGGUUCCAUGCAGCCAACUGGCCUUAGGAUGUACAGACCUCAUCGUGAGGGAGUCGUGGCUGAGACAGCUCUGAGACAUCGCAAUCUUCCUCAUUUGCGAGUCCUCCCAACUGAUGGGGUAGCUGUACUAGAGUUCCCCGACUAUUAUGAAGUAGAAAAUUAUGUUGACCAUCACAGUGAUAUGCGCUUGGAUAUAGAGGACAUGUCUUAUGAGGAACUUCUUGCACUUGGGGAGCGGAUUGGAAAUGUGAACACAGGAUUAUCAGAGGAAAUAAUCAGAAAUCGAUUAAAGACACGAACGUAUUUAUCAUCACCAAUGUCGAUUAAUUUAGAAGAGACAGCUUGUAUGGAUCAAGAACCUGAUUCUUGCAUUAUAUGCCAGGAUGAUUAUAAGAGUCAAGAGAAGAUAGGAAUGCUUGAUUGUGGACACGAGUACCAUGCGGAUUGCUUGAUGAGGUGGCUGCGCUUGAAGAAUGUCUGCCCUAUCUGCAAAUCAGAAGCAUUGACAGCAGAAAGGAAACAUGCAUAAGUUCAGUAAUGUCACCCAAAGGAAACAAUUAUAUAUAUUUUGGAUGGUCAUUCGAAGCAGCGCUGCUAUUUGUUCCUUCUGCUAAUUAUUUAUCGUAACGAGGUUGGUAUUUUGGUAUGUAUUUUGUACAUGCACUUGCAAAUAUACAACUAAACUAACAGUCACACUGUCUAAAUCUUUUAUUUGUUGGUCAUGUAUUUAUCAAAACUUGUACAGACUUACUCAUUAUGCAUUUGCAUGCAUGCUUGUAUUAUUAACUCUCAGUUAAUAUGCCAUUUUCAGGAGAUCCGUUUAUUUUUA